AUGGAGAACGAGACUGAGCCCUCCGUCCCGUGGGUGGGAGCCACCAGGAGAGAGGAGCCUUUUGUUCACCACCUGCCCGCCCAGCUGCCCACCCAGCUGCCCACCCAGCUGCCCACCCAGCUGCCCGAAGCACCAUACUACCUCCACCACCUCAACCAGACGUCGUCGGUGGAGGAGCGGCGGUGCCUGGAGGCGUCGCUGGAGGCGGUGGCUCCCUCCGGUGACUACUGUAACGCCACCUGGGACUCACUGUACUGCUGGCCGGCGACGAAGGCGGGGACUACGGUGAAGCUAUCGUGCGCCACGGUGUUCAGCGACGUGCCUGACCUGCUCCACUACCCUGACGCGUUCGCGUACCGUGAGUGUGAUGCUACUGGUACCUGGCUCUGGGGCGAGUGGACCAACUACUCCCAGUGUGUCACUGUUAUAGAGCACCAGGAUGGGUCACCAGGAGUGAGAGAGGCCGUGAGACACAUCACAUUCAUCGGGGCGCUGCUCUCUCUCCUCACCCUCACCAUCACCCUCGUCAUCUUCACCUGCUUCAGAUCACUGGAGUGUGACCGGUUAAGGGUUCACAGGAACUUGGUGGCCGCGCUCACCAUCCGCUUCCUGGUGAUGGUGGUCAUCACUGAACCCUUCAUCUCUCACCGUCACAGUCUCACCUAUCGUGACCUGGACUGGCUGUGCAAGUCACUGCUGGCAGUGAGGAUGUACGCCCAGACGGCCUCCAUCAACUGGAUGUUCGUCGAGGGCGUCUUCCUGCACUCAAGGUUGACGUCCCACGUCUUCGACGCCGGGGCUCCCUUCACUCUCUACUACGUCAUAGGCUGGGGGUGGCCCCUAGUCCUGCUGGCGGCUUGGACCACUACCAUGAUUAUGCACUAUCCUGUCCACUGCUGGCGCGGCUACAGCUCUCUACCGUAUAUCUGGAUUCUUGUGGCUCCCAUGAUAACAGCUCUCAUGAUCAACCUGUUGUUCCUGGUAAACAUCGUCAGGAUCCUGGUCACCAAGCUCCAGGCCAGCGAUGCUCAGUUCAGGAAGGCUGUGAGGGCCACGGCAGUGCUGUUCCCUCUACUAGGCACCACCAAUCUUCUCUUCGCUGUCAACCCCGGCGACAAUGGAGACCUGGAAGGCGCCUACAUGCUUACAAAUGCCUUCCUUCAGUCCUCUCAGGGUGUGUUCGUGUCGGUGUUGUACUGCUUCCUUAACGGCGAGGUGCAGGAGGCACUACGGAACCGCUGGCAACAAUACCGCCUCCAGAAGCUCCGUCAGCCAGGCAACCUUCACCGAAGAAGCACAGGAGGCACUAUAAUCUUUGAGCCCUCUGUUUCUUUACAACUGAGCCCUAAUACACCCACUUCCCUACAAAUUAGCCCUCAGACACCUGUAUCUCAGCCACUCGGCGCUCAGACACUUGUACCUCAGCCACUCAGUCCUCAGACACCUGUAUCUCAGCCACUCAGUCCUCAGACACCUGUAUCUCAGCCACUCAGCCCUCAGACACCUGUAUCUCAGCCACUCAGCCCUCAGACACCUGUAUCUCAGCCACUCAGCCCUCAGACACCUGUAUCUCAGCCACUCAGCCCUCAGACACCUGUAUCUCAGCCACUCAGCCCUCAGACACCUGUACCUCAGCCACUCAGCCCUCAGACACCUGUACCUCAGCCACUCAGCCCUCAGACACCUGUACCUCAGCCACUCAGCCCUCAGACACCUGUACCUCAGCCACUCAGCCCUCAGACACCUGUAUCUCGGCCACUCAGCUCUCAUCCAUACAUCUCCCAGACACAGAGUCCUAAGCAUAUCAGUUCCCAGCCACUUGGCAUGCAAGCAUUCGACUUAAAGACACUGAAGCAUGUUUUGGGAUCUAAGCCAUCCAGUGACAAAUUUUAUGGCUGUACGGAACAUGAUCUGAUGAAUAGCUGUGUGUGAUCAUACUAAUACAUCAUACUAAUUUCACCUUAUAACCUACUAAUAUCCAUACCAAAAUGGUCAUGAGUAAGGAACAUUGGCAGUACGAUGAAUUCAACCCCCACGACAGAUGUUUUUGGAAAGAUUAAGGCCAUUCUAGCCUUAAACAUGGAAACUAAUUGGAAUCAUUAAUAGCUUUUUGACCUACAACAUGGAGAGGUUUGUGAUAUGACAAGGAGGACCUUCUUAUUCACGUCUAAGAGAUGUUUGUGGCAUGAUCUGUGUUCUUUCAGCUACGAUGUAGACACUGUUUUGACAUGAAAAGUUUGUGAUGUGCAUACCAUGAGAAAUACCUGAUACAAUUUUAGUGUGACUAAAAUGAUGAGACUUAUCCAAGGACAGUGUGACGAAGAUUUUGCCUUGUCAAUGGCAUGAUUAGGGCCUGCUGCCAUUCUCCAGGGUGGCUGUGGCAUGAUCAGGGCCUGCUACCACUCUCCUUUGCGGCUGUGGCAUGAUCAGGGCCUGCUACCACUCUCCUUUGCGGCUGUGGCAUGAUCAGGGUCUGCUACCACUCUCCUUUGCGGCUGUGGCAUGAUCAGGGUCUGCUACCACUCUCCUUUGCGGCUGUGGCAUGAUCAGGGUCUGCUACCACUCUCCUUUGCGGCUGUGGCAUGAUCAGGGUCUGCUACCACUCUCCCGGGCAGCUGUGGCAUGAUCAGGGUCUGCUACCACUCUCCCGGGCAGCUGUGGCAUGAUCAGGGUCUGCUACCACUCUCCUUUGCGGCUGUGGCAUGAUCAGGGUCUGCUACCACUCUCCCGGGCAGCUGUGGCAUGAUCAGGGUCUGCUACCACUCUCCCGGGCAGCUGUGGCAUGAUCAGGGUCUGCUACCACUCUCCCGGGCAGCUGUGGCAUGAUCAGGGUCUGCUACCACUCUCCCGGGCAGCUGUGGCAUGAUCAGGGUCUGCUACCACUCUCCCGGGCAGCUGUGGCAUGAUCAGGGUCUGCUACCACUCUCCCGGGCAGCUGUGGCAUGAUCAGGGUCUGCUACCACUCUCCCGGGCAGCUGUGGCAUGAUCAGGGUCUGCUACCACUCUCCCGGGCAGCUGUGGCAUGAUCAGGGUCUGCUACCACUGGGGCAUUGAUUGUGACACUCUCCCACUCUACCAUUAAAUAGCAUGCCACAAAGCAGUACCACAGGACAUCUACUUGUUAUAUACAUCAAUGAUUUGUCAGACCUCUCUAAACUUUCUUAAACCUAUUAUAUUUUGUGACAAUACUACUUUCAUCUUCUCAAACCCCAACCCCCCCACAGUCUAAAUAAUAUUAAUUGCUUGAUGGGGUUCUGGGAGUUCUUCUACUCUUCAAGCCCAGCCUGAGGCCAGGUUUGACUGGUGAGAGCUUGGUCCAACAGGCUGUUGCUUGGAGCAGCCCACAGGUCCACAUAUCCACC
Messenger RNA from Procambarus clarkii (red swamp crayfish), 3362 nucleotides. Lineage: Eukaryota; Metazoa; Arthropoda; Malacostraca; Decapoda; Cambaridae. The record is from RefSeq and is a predicted model, not a curated record.